AUGCAAAACGAUCACUGCAAUCGACGUAAUUUAUCAAUGCCAAGAUGGAUCCAAAUCUGGCUUAAGCUUUCAACACUGAUAUGUAGCCUGGACGUUGCUUAUACCAUGCUUCGUCCACAUACCCUUCGGGGUAAUACACUGGGAAUCUUCUAUGAAUUAUGGAAUAUCUAUAGUGACGUUGAUCUAAGAUAUGCCACAACGAAUGAUAUUGUUACAAUGGCUACUGGACGUCUGAUGGUCAUCGAGAUAAUCUUAAAUAUUGCUGCGCUCUAUCUGUGUCGACACUACCCUCGUCAAGCCAAAUUAACUGCUUUCCUGACAAGUGCAUUUGUUUUCUGGAAAACUCUUCUUUACAUGACAAUGUUUAUCGCACCGCCCCAAGGAUCAGCUAAUUAUUUGGCUGAAUCAGCUGGCAUAUGGAAGCAAGUCUUCAUUUUCUGGCUUCCGGAUCUUGUUUGGUGUUUUGUCCCACUAGCUGCUAUGAUGCAUUUAUGGAGUGAAUUGAUCAGUCCCAAUACAUAA
Brugia malayi is the source of this 522-nucleotide messenger RNA. RefSeq lists its product as uncharacterized. The transcript is spliced from 4 exons. Lineage: Eukaryota; Metazoa; Nematoda; Chromadorea; Rhabditida; Onchocercidae. Bases 1 to 522 code for a protein of 173 amino acids. The record is from RefSeq and is a predicted model, not a curated record.